AUGUCUAAAUAAGAAUUGGGAUAAGUAGAAAACUUUGAAGAUUAAUCAGAAUUUGGUUAACAAUUACAAAAUAUUUCUAUUGCCAUGAUCUAAUUUUAAAAAGAGGAUGAUAAAAUAACAAAUGAUAUGAAGAAUAAAGAAAUAGAGAAUACUAAUAUUAAUGAAGAUUUAUAAUUAUAAAAUAUAAGAUUACAAUAGCAAAAUUAAAAAUUGUAUUAAUAAUUAAGUUAGACAGAAAAUCAAUUGAAUUUGAUUAAUUAAAAAGUAGAAGAAUUAAAUCAAGAGAAAAAUUAAAAUAAUACAAUAAUUAAUGAUCUAAAAAAGAUAGUUGAUUAAUAACGAGAUUUUAUUAAUUAAAUUAAUAAUGAUUAAGCUUAUUUUGAUUUGACUGAAUCAUUAGAAAUCUCAUUGCAAAAAUUAAAAGAAAUGGAAAAGAAAAAUGAAAAAUUAAUUGAAGAAAAUUUGUAUUAUAAGACAAAAUAUGAAGAAAGCUUAAUUUCUAUAAAAAAUAGCAAAGAAGACACAUUAUAUCAAUAAGAUAGAAUAGAUUAAAUUAGUCAUAAUUAUUAAUAGUCAGAAUAAGAAUAAUAAGAAAAAAUAAAAUGUUUAGAAAAUCAAAUUAAAUAAUUACAAAAUUAAUUAAAGAAUAACUGA
Molecule: messenger RNA, 654 nt
Organism: Paramecium primaurelia
Lineage: Eukaryota; Ciliophora; Oligohymenophorea; Peniculida; Parameciidae
Source: the annotation of a GenBank genome assembly